AUGGACGCGGAGAAGCUAAUCAAGUUGUCUGAAGAUGGGGCCAACGCUUCCACUUCUGACGGAGAAGACUUGCGGCACCGCCUUGGCAAUGGCAUCCUUGCCGGCCGGCGUAAUGGCUAUAGUCCUCGGAGCAACGGUUAUGCUGUACAUGGCUAUGCUAGUGGGCAGAUGCUGGGUGAUUAUGAUGGAAACUUGGCCCGAUCAGUACAGUCAUUAGAAAGUGAGACGUGUUUUUUGUACCCUGCUAUAGCCAAGGAGGCCGGUGGUCGUUUCUGGGAAAUAGCUACUCUGAUCUCAGUGGACUUCACAAACUUUGGAACUGCUGUCGUAAUGCUUCUCGCUGCAGCAUCAACAGCAGAUGUGUUAUUGCCUGAUCACUUCUCUGUCAGAGUGUGGGCAGUGUUAGGGGCAAUUAUUCUUCUGCCUUUGGUCUGUUUCGGCACUAUGAUGGAUGCAUGGUGGCUGGGAACAUCGGGCGUGCCAGUAACAACCUCUGCGUCACUCACUAUGCUUCUUGCGGUGAUUCUGAGCAAAGUAUACCCUGAAAACACAAUGUCACCUCCCGGCUCACAAAUAGUCAGUAAUGCGACCACGAUGAUAUUUCAAACGAACAUGACGUCAUCUCCCUGGACGAUGACAUCAUCACCAAUAGAAUCAACAGUAUCUACUAUUCCGUUCCAGGAGAGCGGCAGUAACAUCACGUUCGCGUCAUUCUGGAUUGGUCUGUCCACGAUAGUAUUUGCCAUGUCGCCGAUGUCCGUCACACCCACAGUGCAACACGACAUGCGCAAGCCGGAACACUACACACGCGCCGUCUUCCCUGCGUUCACCAAUUCCAUUCUGAUGUGCUUGUCUAUCGGCGUGGUUGGCGUGGAGGCUUUCGGCCAACACUCCCAUCCAAACACACUCAGCAGCGUGCGGUGUCGCAGCUCCCCAACAGUGCAGGUCGUCCUCAAGGUUAGCUCUGUGCUAAAUUGUAUAUACAGCCUGAGUUACGCACUGUUGUCACUGCUACCACUUUCACAACAUCUGGAGGAGGCACUGAAUCUACCUGCAAAAGUUGGCUUCAAGCACAUCCUGGCUCGUGCAAGCACCUUAGUGCUUACUCUUGCUAUGGGCUUGGCUCUGCCUGAGUUCCACAAGUAUGCCGCGUUGAUUGGUGCAUCGUCAAUGGCGCUCAACAACUUCAUCUUUCCUCCACUGUUCUACUACUGGAUUGUGAAGAAAGCUACCGGUGCCACCUUGCACCGUGCUCAGAUAGGUUUCUUUCUAUUUGUGCUGGUCGUUGGUGCAAUUACUGGACUGGCUGGGACCUAUGCUGCAAUGAGGAAUAUUAUUGUGAAUACAAGACCCCCUACAUGUUAGUUCCGUGUAGCAAGAUGUGGAAGUCCUGCACACAGGCAUGGGCUCUGAACUUCACACCCUCCCUGCCCUGAGGCCUGGUAUAGGAAAGUAGGCAUCUCGUUAAAAUUCUCGCCUUCAAAUAAAUCUCGGGAAGGA
This is a messenger RNA of Sycon ciliatum, 1500 nucleotides long. RefSeq lists its product as uncharacterized. Bases 1 to 1365 code for a protein of 454 amino acids. Lineage: Eukaryota; Metazoa; Porifera; Calcarea; Leucosolenida; Sycettidae. Gene Ontology annotation, biological process: amino acid transmembrane transport. The record is from RefSeq and is a predicted model, not a curated record. Gene Ontology annotation, cellular component: membrane. Gene Ontology annotation, molecular function: amino acid transmembrane transporter activity. The transcript has 3 exons.